This is a messenger RNA of Clonostachys rhizophaga, 945 nucleotides long. Lineage: Eukaryota; Fungi; Ascomycota; Sordariomycetes; Hypocreales; Bionectriaceae. The record is from the annotation of a GenBank genome assembly.
AUGUCCGCCGACGAAGAGAAGCCCUCGCUCCCCGUCUCCUUUGAGCAGCUCGCUGAGCUCGAGGAUGACUUCGAGCAGGUUGAUCUUGAACUCACCCGCGUCCAGGACAAGCUCACCAAGGACCUCUACGUGAAGCGUGAGAAGAUCAUCGCCGAUAUCCCCCACUUCUGGAACAGCGUCUUCGAGGUCGCCCCCGAGGAGUUUGAGCACGCUUUCAAGGAGACCGAUGGCGAGCUCCUCCUGUCCCUCAAGAACCUGUUCGUCACCCGCUUUGACCUGCCCGAGGGUGACCCUCGCAGCUUCUCCAUCAAGUGGGAGUUUGAGGAGAACGCAUUCUUUGAGGACUCGGUCCUGGAGAAGAAGUUCAUCUACCGCCAGUCCCCCAAGGGCGACGUCUCCGGCCUCGUCUCGGAGCCCGUCAAGAUCCACUGGAAGCCCGGCAAGGACCUGACCAACGGCCUGACCGACCUCGUCCUCAAGGUCCACGCUGAGGAGAAGGCCGGCAAGGCUGACGAGGAGACCGAUGCCAAGAAGGAGCUCAAGAAGAAGAUUGAGGACACCCCCCUGGGUGACCUGAGCUUCUUCACCUGGUUCGCCUUCCGUGGUCCCCGCAUCACCGAGGAGGAGCACAAGGAGUCCCUCAAGAAGGAGGAGGAGAAGCGCCAGCUCCGCAAGGCCGGCAAGCCUGUAGAGGACGACGAGAUGGAGGAGGAUGAGGAGGACGAGGAUGACCUGUUCGACAAGGCCUACGAGUACGAGCCCUACCCCGCUGCUGAUGACCAGGCUCUCUGCAUUGCUGAGGACAUUUGGCCUGAUGCCAUCAAGCUCUACCUGCAAUCCCAGGAAGAUGAUAUCCUGAGCGAGUUCGAGGACCUGGACGACGAGGAUGAGGAGAUGGAGGAGGACGACAAGGCCGAGCCCGCCAGCAAGAAGCGCAAGGCUUAG